Molecule: messenger RNA, 4007 nt
Organism: Schistosoma intercalatum
Lineage: Eukaryota; Metazoa; Platyhelminthes; Trematoda; Strigeidida; Schistosomatidae
Source: the annotation of a GenBank genome assembly
AUGUCGAAUUAUGGACUACUGGUUGCAUUUGUGAUCUUGACACUAUUUUACCUCUCAUCGGUGUUUGUUUGCAAUUCAAAAAAUGUGAACAAAGCCACUAUGAAGGCUCGGGUUAAGGAGAUGUUUCUCCACGCAUAUAACAACUACAAGGAUAACGCUUUCCCUGCUGAUGAACUAAUGCCGCUUACCUGUAAAGGUCGGUAUCGGUGGACAGGAGUUAACAGAGGUGACAUAGAUGACGCAUUGGGCAAUUUUUCACUAACGAUGCUUGACGGACUCGACAGCCUUUUCUUAAUUGGAGAGUUUGAUGAGUUUGAAGUUGCUGUAAAGGCUGUAGUGAGAACUGUAAGGUUUGAUUCUGACGUUGACGUUUCAGUUUUUGAAACUAAUAUUCGCGUCCUUGGUGGUUUGUUGGGAGCUCAUGUUGCUGUUAUGUCAAUCAAACAAAACAAUGACUCACGAAUGGAUUGGUAUACGGACGAACUUUUACAAAUGGCUGUUGAUAUUGGAAAUCGGCUAUUACCCGCCUUUGAUACACCAACUGGUAUCCCUUACCCUAGAAUUAAUCUUCGUCACGGAUCUUCGGGUUUAACAAAACACGAGGAGAAUACAUGCACUGCUUGCGCAGGUACAAUGAUCCUUGAAUUCGCUGCUUUAAGUCGACUAACUGGAAAUCCAAUUUAUGAAGAAAAAGCUGCCAAAGCAAUGGCAUUCUUAUGGAAACAACGUAAUCGUUUCUCAGAUCUUGUUGGUCGUGUAAUCAAUGUACGCAAUGGAGAUUGGAUUCGUCAAGAAUCUGGUGUCGGUGCAGGCAUUGAUUCAUAUUAUGAAUACUUGUUAAAAGCAUAUAUAUUACUCGGUGAACCAGUAUAUUUACAUCGUUUUCAAACACAUUAUGAAGCAGUUAAUCGAUAUGUUAGUGGUCCACAAUCAGCUGAAUUCCCUUUUUUAUUUUUGGAUGUACAUAUGCAUAGACCAGCACAACGUGCACGUACAUUUAUGGAUGCUUUAUUAGCUUUUUGGCCUGGUAUACAAGUUCUUACAGGUGAUGUAAAACGUGCAGUUGCAUUACAUGAAUUAUUAUAUUUAAUUCAUAAACGUAAUAAACUUUUACCUGAAGCAUUUACACCAGAUUUCAAUGUACAUUGGGGUCAACAUUUACUUCGACCUGAAUUAAUUGAAUCCACUUAUUUAUUAUAUCGUGCUACGGAAGAUCCAUAUUAUUUACAAGUUGGUGAACAAAUUGUUAAUGAUUUAGAAAAGUAUACACGUGUACCAUGUGGUUUUGCAGCAAUUAAGGAUGUACGAACUAUGGAGCAUGUAGAUCAAUUCGAUUCAUUUGUUCUUGCUGAAACAUUUAAAUACUUAUACUUAUUAUUCGCUGAACCAUCAGAUAUUCCAAUCAAAGUAGAUGAUUAUAUAUUUACUACAGAAGCACAUCUUUUACCAUUAAGUUUAUCUCGUCAACGUUAUUCAAUUAAGAAUGUAUUCCAUACUACGAUUCAUAAUGUUUCCUCAGUAUUGAUGAAGACAUCACAAUAUGAUGUUAAUAAUUCAAUCCUACUACAACAACAACAACCAUCAUCGACUUCAGAAAUUGAAUCAUUUUUUAUGAAAUCAAUACCAGAUCAUCAUGGUGAUCGAGAUGUUAAAGUUGAAAAAUUAUUACAUAAAGCAGCUCAAUGUAUUGCUGUAGGAUAUGAACAUAGAAAUCCUAUUAAAUGUAUUUUAGAUACUUCUAUGACAAAGAAUGAUACUACUACUACUAGUAAUGAAAAUAAUGAUAACAAUGAUCUUGUUAAUAAUCAUUUGGAUUCAACAUGUGAUAUAUCAGAAAUGCCUGGUUUCUUUUAUGGUUAUCAUAUGAGAAAAUUACCGAAAUGUAAUGAUUCUGAUAAAAUUUUAUCGAAAUCAUAUGUUUGGAAUAUUAUUGAUGCUAUUCGACAACCAGUACGUCAGAUAGCUAUAAAUCUUGAUCGAUCAAUAAACGACUUCACUGUCGGUGUUCAACAUCAUCCUCAUAAACAUACAAAUGCACCAUCACCGUUACCAUUAAGAGCAAUUGAUUUUCAACCUGACAAUGCAUUACACUUGAAUAUAUUGAAAAGUAUGGGUAUAUCAAUGUCAUUUAAUCAAGAUGGUAGAUUGACUUUAACACAUCAUCAGAAUGCUGCUGAUAGUAUUGACUCAGCGACUGCAGGAGUUAUUUUCAUACAAGAAUUGAUCACUUUAGCAAAUCAGAAACAAAGUUUAGUAGAUCUUCCUGUACAGAAUCGUUAUGUCGUUGUAAUCGAUCCGCCAAGUUAUGGUUUUACUAAAUUUGUUGCCUGCCCUGCACAUUUUGGUCUAUUCCCUGGAGAAGAAUUAAUACAAGGAAAAGGAGAACAACAACAGAAGGAAGCAGGGACCAAGGAUUCGAACACUUUUGAAAGUCAAGCAAAACAACAACAACAAUCGACAUUUUCAUCAUCGUCUUCUGCGAAUCCAAGUGAGCGUCGUUGGAAACCUUUAGUGGGUCCUGUACGUGUUGUUUAUCCAAUGGAUGCAUGUCAACCUAUUAUGGAAGAAGCAUAUGCUUAUCCAUCUGUUGAUCUUCAAUGGAAUCAGAAUUCUACGGAAUCAUUAAAUCCUUCACUCUUUAAUAGCUCAGAAAUUAUGCGGCAAAGUAAAGGAUCUAUUUCAGGUGCUAUCGGUAUUGUACGUCGAGGUGGUUGUGUUUUUGUUGAGAAAGCAUAUCAUUUAGCUCAAGCUGGUGCUAUUGGUGUAAUUAUAGUUGAUAAUAAACCAGAUACAUCAAGUGAAAUUGGUCCAUUAUUUGCAUUAUCUGGUGAUGAUGAUGAAUUGAAUAAAAAAAUUCAUAUACCUAUUGUUUUAUUAUUAAGUAUAGAACGUGAUAAAUUAUUAAAUUUAAUGCGAAUUCAUUGGAAUCAUACAAAUCAACCAAUUCAUGUUAUGUUAACUAAAGAAUAUGAUGUUGCAGAAUCCUUCAACUCAGCAUUAUCAAUGAAUAGAGUGAAUAGUGAGAAAAACCAAUCUGAUACCAUUGAAUUAAUCACUGAUUUAUAUCAACAAUCAAUAUUUCCCAUAAUCAAUAUAUUAUGUUCUAAUAAAAUUACCGAAUCAAUUAGUGUUUCUAUGUUGCAAAAUUCUACAAUGAAUCUCCAUAAUGUUUCUAUGACUAAAAUCAAUGAAGAGAAUACAAUUAAGAAUUUAUGGUUAUUUACAUUUAUAAUGAAUCAGAAUGAAUCAUCGAGUUAUUUUAUACCUACUACUACUACUACUAAUACUACUGAUAAUAAUACUAAUCAAAUUCUUAAAGGAUCACUAAAAGAACUUUCUAUAUGGCGAGAUUUAUUUGUUAUUACAUUAAAACAAAUUGGAAUUAAUCAUGAUUGUUAUCAUUUAAUUUUGGCAUUUAUUCAAAUUGCUUUACAUAAAUUAUCUUCAAUUGAUUCAUUGAAUUAUACUAAUAAAACAAUCAAUAUAUCAAUUGAAUAUUAUCAAUUAAUUAAUGAUUGUUUAAUAGAAACUAUUCAUUUGUGUAAUAAAACAACAACAACACAAGAACAAUCUUAUCAUAAUCCUAUGGAUAAUAACUAUACAUCUAAAACUGUGAUCAUUUUACAAUUGGGCUUUCAAUUCACACCACCACCAUCAUCAUCACCACCACCACCACCACACCCAACAACAACAACAUCAACACAUCAUCACUUAUCUUCGAUUAUUUCACCUACCCCAAUUAAUCCUACUCAUUCUUAUAUAUCUGUUCUUAAUAAGACUGACAGUUCACUAUACGGUGAUAAUAAUAAUAAUGAUGAUGAUGAAUUGUAAGAUAGUAUUAUUUCACUCUUUCUUUUCUGUUUUUCUCUUUUGUUUACAUACAUCUAUCUCAUUGUCUUGUUUUUUUAAAAAAAAAUAAAUUUCUAUCCUCUCUCUCUCUCUUUAUUUGUUUUGUUUUGAUUUUUGUAAAGCAAAUUUGAUUGUUACUACCACCACCCCUACCACCA